This is a messenger RNA of Bufo gargarizans (Asiatic toad), 1021 nucleotides long. RefSeq names its product NAD(P)H dehydrogenase [quinone] 1-like. Lineage: Eukaryota; Metazoa; Chordata; Amphibia; Anura; Bufonidae. Bases 139 to 972 code for a protein of 277 amino acids. The record is from RefSeq and is a predicted model, not a curated record. The transcript is spliced from 6 exons. Gene Ontology annotation, molecular function: NAD(P)H dehydrogenase (quinone) activity. Gene Ontology annotation, cellular component: cytosol.
CUCUAGUUCCAGGGCCUGGCCCAGCUGCCACCUCCCCGGGGCCAGGCUUCUUCAGAGCCGCCUCUCACCGAGCUAUAACUCUGCAUCCUGCAGGAAGCAGCACUAACGUCUGCAGCACAGAGCCGGUGUCACACAGCAAUGUCUGGAAAGCGCGCUCUUCUGGUUCUGGCUCAUCCUGAGCGGACGUCCUUUAAUUAUGCCAUGAAGGAGGCCGCUGUAGAGGCUCUGAAGAGGAAUGGAUGGCACGUCACAGAGUCCGAUCUAUACGCCAUGAAAUUUUGCCCCCUGGUGUCCAGAGAUGAUAUUACAGAAAAAGUUCAGGAUCCUGAAAACUUCAAGUAUGGUCCAGAAUCGAUGAACGCCUGGAAGGAGGGGCGGCUCAGCCAAGACAUUGUGACGGAGCAGAAGAAGCUGGAAGCUGCGGACCUGGUGAUAUUCCAGUUCCCAAUGUUCUGGUUCGGACUCCCCGCCAUGCUGAAGGGCUGGUUUGAUCGAGUUUUAACCCAGGGAUUUGCUUACAACAUGUCCUCCAUGUUCGAUACCGGACCAUUCAAGAAUAAAAAGGCAGUUCUGUCCUUCACCACUGGGGGGCUGGAAUCCAUGUACAGCCCAGUAGGGAUCAAUGGCGAUAUGAAUGUCCUGCUGUGGCCAGCGCAGAGAGGAAUCUUGAACUUUUGCGGCUUCCAAGUGCUGGAGCCUCAGAUCAAUUACAGCAUUGCCCACGCUCCUCCGGAGAAACGCUCCCUCAUCCUGAAGGCAUGGCAAGCUCGCCUGGACAAGAUCUGGGAAGAAAAAUGCAUCAACUUUGCAGCCAAUGAGGAUUUCGAUAUGUCCUUCGCAGGGGGGUUUGUGCUGAAAAAGGAAGUGCUGGAGAAGAAGGCCAAGAAUAAAUACGGGCUGACCGUGGGCCAACAUGAGGGUAAGGCCUUACCUCCCGAUAGUCAAGUGAAGGCGAGCUGCACCAGGCUCUGAGCACCACCGGCCGCUCCGUCAUAUCCAAUAAAACCACCUUUCAUUUUAA